GGGGAGGGAGGCCUCUGCCUCGCCUAAGCCCAGACACGUGUGUCUUUCGCCUCAAGGAACAUCGUGGGAAUUACGGUCUGGACGACGAGCCGAGUAACAGCGGCCCGGCCCCGCCCUUCAUGCAAUGAGGCAUGAGUUCCAGUCCUGUUCAGAUGGAGCCAGACUUAAACCCCCAGGAGGAGAAGCAGCAUCGGAAAAGUGCUUCAAGAAGAUCUUCACAAGUCCCACGAGAAGACCUCGACGGCCCUCCAGCCACAUCUUUUAAGCCUCUGUGUCCUGCUAAGCCCUCCCCGAGUUUUCUCGAACUGCCCUCGACUCAGUGGAGGCCCAAUCCACUCCUGCCGCACUCCGGGGCGUCACGGACAGGGAAAGGAAAGCGCCAUUUUUCUCCAGACCACGAGCCGCAGGAAUGCUUCGGCCUCCUUGAAUGCCUCCACAACAACAUGCAGGUGCAGACCCAGAUCGCGCAGGAGCAGCUGGCGCUGCUGCAGGACAUCCGGGAGUCCAUGAACCUCCUGGUCUCCCAGCAGGACCAGCAGAACGGAGAGCUGCGGGGUCAGCUGGGGCAGCACAUCCCCAGGGACCCGGCCUCCUCGCCCCACCCGGGCAGCUAGCAGGGAACGCUCGGGCCUCUCUCUUCCAUGCAGGCUGUCUGCGGGCAGCUGCGGGCCUCCUGGGCAGAUGUUGCUCAGCAAGUGGCGGUGCCCACUAUGCAAGAUUUUGUGUCGUGGGAUUGACUGGCAGCAGAAGCUGUGCGAUGCAAAUAAAGCGCUUGUUGUAUUUUU
Pantherophis guttatus is the source of this 785-nucleotide messenger RNA. It is a transcript of the gene TSACC, whose product is annotated as TSSK6 activating cochaperone. NCBI's taxonomy places the organism in Eukaryota, Metazoa, Chordata, Lepidosauria, Squamata, Colubridae. Gene Ontology annotation, cellular component: cytoplasm. The record is from RefSeq and is a predicted model, not a curated record. Gene Ontology annotation, molecular function: protein-folding chaperone binding.